UAUUAUUUACGGUAUUGGUGUCCUCGGGACGUAGGAAAGCAAAGGGAGAUUUCAAUAUGCGCGCGCUUAGUUUGGCCAUUUUGUCACUUAUUAACCUUUAGUUGUGGCACUUUCCCAUAAAUAAUGUCCAUCCUAAUUUAAUUAUUACCUUAAUCAUUCAGGUAAAUGACAAAAGUUUCAAUGUGGUGGAAGAGUGAGUACUUAGUUAACAGAUGAAUGUACCUGACCGACGGCAGCCAUACGAAAGUUACGUGUACUAUUUGGGAAGCGAAAGCAUUUGCCGCCGGAAGGUUUGUUGUAGUCGAAGUAUCCAUACAGUUUUAUUUUCAUCAGUGAAUCAACGCGUCGAAGUUCCUGAGUGUUUGUUAAGUUCGGUCAGUUGGUGUAUUAAUCAUUAGUGCUAUAAUUUCCGUAAAAUACGUUGUGAUGUGAAUGGAAAAGACAAUAAUAUGUGUACGUUUUACUCGCCCCAAGAUGGCUGCCGACGGAAUUUAUUUUACGUAUUUACUAUAACUGAUAGCAAUCUAGCUUCAAUUUCGACAAGUUCACGAUAGUUUCUGGACAAUUUAUUGCUUGUCGGUUGAGGGCGUCCUUUUUUGAAGUUUGUUUUAUCAAAAUUGAAUCGCAUUUAACAAAAUUUAUAGAAUUGGUAUCGUCUCCCGCCGGAACCUGUAUCAACUGCGUUAAUGUUCACCUAGUUUAAAAGUGAAACGAACGUUUUUUGACGUUUUAAUUGAAAUUUUGAGGUAUGUGUGAACCAGAGGAAGUAUCUCAGGAAGUUUGGUCUUCUUGGAUUUUAGACGCAAUAAGAAAAAUACGUUCUCAAAAACAGCGACCUAGUGUAGAAAGAAUAUGUCAUGCUAUCAGACAACAUCAUAAUAAUUAUCAUGAAGAUGUAAUUGGAGAACACUUGGAAAUUGCAGUGAAAGAAGGGUCAGUCUUGAAAGUAUUCAAUAAAGGACAGAGUUCGUAUAAAGACCCUGGUGGUUUGCAAAAUAGAACUCUGAAAAUAGAACAGGGUGCUGAUUUAACGAAAGUUGUGACCAAGGCAGUUCGGGAGUUGGGUGAACGAGAUGGCUCUUCCUUAAAAUCAAUUGAGAAAUAUAUAAGACAAUCUCACAAUGUAUUGGAGAGCCCUGAAAAUGACUUAAAAGGGGCAAUUCGUACGUCCGUUAAGCGCGCUGUUAGUAGAAAUUAUGUCAUCCAAGAUGGUAAAAAUUUCAAAUACAAUUAUAACCAUCAGAGUCCCAGCGUCAAGAAGAAAGAUACACCCAAGAGGCUGUCGCAGCAUGUGGAUGAUCUUAACACACUUCCCAAGAUAGACCAUUCAGAUUAUCGAAUAAGAGAAACCACUCAGACAUAAAUGAGAUCAAUAAUACCCCAGUAUCAGUGU
This is a messenger RNA of Leptinotarsa decemlineata (Colorado potato beetle), 1393 nucleotides long. RefSeq names its product histone acetyltransferase enoki mushroom (gene enok). Gene Ontology annotation, biological process: nucleosome assembly; regulation of transcription by RNA polymerase II. The record is from RefSeq and is a predicted model, not a curated record. Gene Ontology annotation, molecular function: DNA binding; transcription coregulator activity; histone H3 acetyltransferase activity. NCBI's taxonomy places the organism in Eukaryota, Metazoa, Arthropoda, Insecta, Coleoptera, Chrysomelidae. Gene Ontology annotation, cellular component: MOZ/MORF histone acetyltransferase complex; nucleus; chromatin.